GCUCUGCAGAAGCAGAGUGAAUUCAUCUUUGAUGGAUUUCAGCUUGGCUGCUCUCUCUCUGUGAAAAACUGGGAAUUGCUUACGUGCUGUUAUUGAGAAGGAUGUGCUGUGAGCGACCAACAUACAGUGAAAUCUUUUCACAGAACACUUUCAUCAGACAGUCCCCUGUUAAGAGAUUGACCUGAAGUAUCCUUUGCGUCUUUAGUCCAGUCUCUGUUCUACUCUUCUGGAAAGCUGCUGAGUCACUGAUCUAUGUAGGUCCUUCAAGGGGUUGUUUGAUGCAGGCUGCCUGAUGAGCUUCCUAGCUAUUUGAAUUUUUAAUUCCUAAUUUUCUGGGUUUUUCUGUUUAGUUAAUUCACUUCAGUGUUUGAAUCUCUUCCUCGGUAGGGCUGUGUGGUAUCUGUCCUGUGGUAUGGCUGUCCAGUGAAAUGGUCUUCAAGCUCUGUUUCUUUCACUUGCAUAUUUGCUGUGCAUCUUUGCCGACUGGAAUAGGGAACAUGGUUUCUAGCUGUGACUGGGUGUUCAUUUGUGGAAGAAGUUCAGGGCAGACAUAGUCUAAUGUGUCAUGGUGAGUUAUUUUCUGAGUUUGUAUGCAACUGAAAGCUUUUUUAAUGAGAUGUGAAAGUAGUAUAAUGCAACUUCGCUUGUUUUUGUUUUCAACAGCAAGGAUAUUGAAGGACACCUUAACCCAAGCCUGCAGGUGUGGAAGUGCAUGCUGUCAUAAAGGCACCUGGAGUAGUCUGGAGUAGUCUGGAGCAAUGCCACCACCUUCAGACAUUGUGAAAGUAGCUGUUGAGUGGCCAGGAGCCAAUGCCCAGCUGUUGGAAAUAGAUCAGAAAAGGCCUCUUGCAUCCAUCAUCAAGGAAGUCUGUGAUGGGUGGUCGCUGCCAAACCCUGAAUACUACACCUUACGGUAUGCUGAUGGGCCUCAGCUGUACAUCACAGAGCAGACUCGCUGUGACAUCAAGAAUGGAACUAUCCUGCAGCUGGCAGUCUCACCGUCUAGGGCAGCUCGCCAACUGAUGGAGAGGAUCCAGUCGCACAGUAUGGAAGCCCGACUGGAUGCCAUGAAGGAACUGGCUAAACUUUCAGCAGAUGUAACUUUUGCCACAGAGUUCAUCAACAUGGAAGGGAUUACAGUGCUGACGCGGCUUGUGGAGAGCGGGACCAAGCUUCUGUCCCAUUACAGUGAGAUGUUGGCAUUCACCUUGACUGCCUUCUUGGAGCUCAUGGACCAUGGCAUUGUCUCCUGGGACAUGGUCUCAAUAACCUUCAUCAAACAGAUUGCAGGGUAUGUGAGUCAGCCUAUGGUAGAUGUCUCCAUCCUCCAGCGAUCCCUAGCCAUCCUAGAAAGCAUGGUGUUGAACAGUCAGACUCUGUAUCAGAAGAUAGCAGAAGAGAUCACCGUGGGGCAGCUCAUCUCCCAUCUACAAGUUUCAAACCAAGAGAUUCAGACAUAUGCCAUUGCCCUGAUCAAUGCCCUCUUCUUGAAGGCGCCAGAGGACAAGAGACAGGACAAGCUCCUUAACCCGCUAGACCUGCCCAUCACUGAAAUGGCUAAUGCCUUUGCCCAGAAGCACCUGAGAUCUAUAAUCCUGAAUCAUGUGAUCAGAGGAAACCGCCCAAUUAAAACAGAAAUGGCGCAUCAGCUGUACGUGCUACAGGUCCUGACCUUUAAUCUCCUGGAAGAGAGAAUGAUGACCAAGAUGGACCCCAACGAUCAGGCACAGCGAGACAUCAUAUUUGAGCUGAGAAGAAUUGCAUUUGAUGCAGAGUCUGACAGCAACACUGUCCCUGGCAGUGGAACAGAAAAACGCAAAGCCAUGUACACCAAGGACUACAAGAUGCUGGGAUUCACUAAUCACAUCAAUCCAGCAAUGGAUUUUACUCAGACUCCUCCAGGGAUGCUGGCAUUGGACAACAUGCUCUACUUAGCCAAAUUUCAUCAGGACACCUAUAUCAGGAUUGUUCUGGAGAACAGCAGUCGAGAAGAUAAGCAUGAGUGUCCUUUUGGGCGCAGUGCCAUUGAGCUUACGAGAAUGCUUUGCGAGAUCCUGCAAGUUGGGGAACUCCCCAAUGAAGGCCGGAAUGACUAUCACCCCAUGUUUUUCACCCAUGACCGUGCAUUUGAGGAGCUGUUUGCUAUCUGCAUCCAGCUGUUGAACAAGACCUGGAAAGAAAUGAGGGCGACAGCAGAAGACUUUAAUAAGGUUAUGCAGGUUGUGAGGGAACAGAUCACACGGGCCCUCCCCUCCAAACCCAACUCCUUGGACCAGUUCAAGAGCAAACUGCGCAGCCUGAGCUAUUCUGAGAUUCUGCGAUUACGCCAGUCUGAGAGAAUGAGCCAGGAUGACUUCCAGUCACCACCCAUUGUGGAGCUGAGAGAGAAAAUCCAGCCUGAGAUCUUGGAGCUGAUAAAGCAGCAGCGCCUGAACAGGCUCUGUGAGGGGAGUAGCUUUCGAAAAAUUGGAAAUCGCAGAAGACAAGAAAGAUUUUGGUAUUGUCGCCUGGCUCUGAAUCACAAGGUGCUACACUAUGGAGAUCUGGAAGAUAACGCUCAAGGGGAAGUGACCUUUGAAUCACUACAGGAAAAAAUUCCAGUUGCAGACAUCAAAGCCAUUGUCACAGGGAAGGAUUGUCCGCAUAUGAAGGAGAAAAGCGCACUGAAACAGAACAAGGAAGUGUUAGAAUUGGCCUUCUCGAUAUUAUAUGAUCCUGAUGAGACCUUGAACUUCAUUGCACCUAAUAAAUACGAGUACUGUAUCUGGAUUGAUGGGCUUAAUGCGCUCUUGGGAAAGGACAUGUCCAGUGAGCUGACCAAGAGUGACCUAGACACAUUGCUGAGCAUGGAAAUGAAGUUGAGACUCCUGGACUUGGAGAACAUCCAGAUCCCUGAAGCACCACCCCCUAUCCCUAAAGAGCCAAGCAGCUAUGACUUUGUGUAUCACUACGGGUGACGCAGGCCGAGUGGCGGGGGCCGCUCCAGACAGCCUCCGACCCCGCAACGCGACACCGGCACCGCCGCUGCUUGUGCAGGGCCUGCUGCGGGCACUGCCGGCUCCAGGGCUGCCGGCGCGCCCCAGGGCUGGUGCCCGCCCCCUCGCCGCGGCGCCCCGGCCGGGCCGGUGUGGCGGCCCGGGGCGGGGCCGGGCACCAGCGCCUGUCUCACCACUGUACGACUUUUGUAUGAGUUUCAAUAAUAACCAGUAGCGCUGCUGUGGCA
Molecule: messenger RNA, 3223 nt
Organism: Dromaius novaehollandiae (emu)
Lineage: Eukaryota; Metazoa; Chordata; Aves; Casuariiformes; Dromaiidae
Gene: ELMO2
Product: engulfment and cell motility 2
Exons: 23
Coding region: 759-2957 (732 amino acids)
Biological process (GO): actin filament organization; cell motility
Source: RefSeq, a predicted model, not a curated record